CUCGCGUGAGGCUGCAGCGCAGACACGCUUGGUGGAUCAUGGGAGUGACAUUCUCGACCCUAUGGUCGCGUCUGUUCCUACGGAAGGAGACAAAGGUGUUGAUUCUAGGCUUGGACAAUGCUGGAAAGUCGACGAUACUGUAUCGUAUAACGAUGGGAUCUGUAGUGGCAUCCGCCCCGACCGUAGGAUCAAAUCACGAGAUAUACGACUAUAAAGGCGUUCGAUUCGGGUUGAUCGACAUAGGCGGACAGACGAGUUUAAGAAGUAGCUGGAGUCAAUACUUUGCAGGAACCUCAGCUAUCAUCUUGGUCAUUGACUCGAGCGAUAGUGCAAGGCUGCCUUUGGCCAAGGCCGAGCUGAAGAGACUCGUCUCGGACGAUUCUCUGCGGACAUCAUUACUACUCGUUCUGGCAAAUAAGCAGGACCUACCGACCAACCAGGGUCGAUUGACGCCUGCUCAAGUAUCUGAAGCUCUCGGACUGACGGAUCUGAGGGAACGAGAAUGGCAGAUCAUGGGCUGUAGCGCUUUGACAGGAGAGGGCUUAUUUGAGGGAAUGGAUUGGCUCGUCGGUAAGCUCGCACGGUGACAUGGGCUCGGUAUAGAAAUAAAUGCAUGUACGAUAUGGGGC
Kockovaella imperatae is the source of this 629-nucleotide messenger RNA. Its product is annotated as putative ADP-ribosylation factor. The transcript has 4 exons. Gene Ontology annotation, biological process: intracellular protein transport; protein localization to Golgi membrane; vesicle-mediated transport. Bases 39 to 587 code for a protein of 182 amino acids. The record is from RefSeq and is a predicted model, not a curated record. Gene Ontology annotation, cellular component: trans-Golgi network; cytoplasm. Gene Ontology annotation, molecular function: GTPase activity; GTP binding. Lineage: Eukaryota; Fungi; Basidiomycota; Tremellomycetes; Tremellales; Cuniculitremaceae.